AUGGGUUUCGGUUGCAUUUUUCUUGUGUACCUUACACUGAUUUGCAUGAUCAAUGCUUUCAUGCCUGCAGUUGAGAUACAGUACGAUGAAAACGGUGAGCCAUUUGUCGAGUUUGAAGGGAGAAGAUAUGAUAAGAAUGGUGAUAAGACGGUCACAUAUACAGAUAACGAAGGUUGCACGACCACAAUUUAUCUGGAGUGGCCUACAGGCACAAAUAAAUCAGUUCGUGGCGUUCAUGUGAAAGCACACAAAGUAUGCGAUUAA
Molecule: messenger RNA, 264 nt
Organism: Dicrocoelium dendriticum
Lineage: Eukaryota; Metazoa; Platyhelminthes; Trematoda; Plagiorchiida; Dicrocoeliidae
Source: the annotation of a GenBank genome assembly